GUCUGAAAAAAGAUUAUGAAGCCGUUUAGAUAAAUACUGAACACUUGCACUUAAUAAUGUGACUUGUGCAUAGACCAGAAAUAGAUUGAACGGUCGAGGUUCAUUCAUUUGCGUGCAUGCUUCGUCUUUGAGAUAGGUUUUCGGCUAAACUUUGGGUGUUAGCAUUUGCUAGCUAACGUUUUACUGUCUUGUAUCAAACGCAUCUUUUUCUCAAGAACAGCGGCAACAACUAUUGCGAAGAUGGGGUAUUUAAAACUUAUAGAGAUCGAAAACUUCAAGUCUUAUAAAGGAAGACAGAUCAUUGGACCUUUCCACAAGUUUACUGCAAUCAUCGGACCCAAUGGAUCUGGAAAGUCCAACCUUAUGGACGCCAUCAGCUUCGUGUUGGCAGAGAAAACUAGCAACCUGCGUGUGAAGACCCUGAAGGAUCUGAUCCAUGGAGCACCUGUAGGGAAGCCAGCUGCCAACAGAGCCUUUGUCAGCAUGGUGUACCAAGAAGACAAUGGAGAGGAGCGCAACUUCACAAGGGUCAUCAUCGGUUCCUCCUCUGAGUACCGCAUCAAUAGCAAAGUGGUGAGCCUGCCUGAAUACAGCGAAGAACUGGAAAAACUCGGUAUUCUGAUUAAGGCGAGGAACUUCCUGGUCUUCCAGGGAGCUGUAGAGUCUAUUGCCAUGAAAAACCCCAAAGAGCGUACUGCUCUGUUUGAGGAAAUCUCCCGCUCUGGAGAGCUGGCCCAGGAGUACGACCGCAGGAAGAAGGAGAUGGUGAAAGCUGAGGAGGACACACAAUUUAAUUAUCAUCGGAAGAAAAACAUUGCUGCUGAGCGCAAAGAAGCUAAGCAAGAAAAAGAGGAGGCUGAACGUUACCAGCGUUUGAAAGAUGAAGUGGCCAGGGCUAGUGUUCAGUUGCAGCUCUUCAAGCUCUACCACAACGAGACUGAGAUUGAGAAGCUGAACAAAGAGCUGGGCCAGCGCAACAAGGAGAUUGACAAGGACCGUAAGAAGAUGGACCACGUGGAGGAGGAGCUGAAGGAUAAGAAGAAGGAGCUGGGCAGGCUGAUGAGGGAGCAGCAGACCAUUGAGAAAGAAAUCAAAGAGAAAGACUCUGAGUUGAACCAAAAGAGGCCGCAGUACAUCAAGGCCAAAGAGAACACCUCACACAAGAUCAAGAAGCUUGAGGCAGCGCGCAAAUCAUUGCAAAAUGCCCAGAAGAUGUACAAGAAACGCAAGGGGGACAUGGACGAGCUGGAUAAAGAGAUGAAGGCGGUGGAGCUGGCAAAGCAAGAGUUUGAGGAGCGUAUGGAGGAAGAGGCGCAGAGCCAGGGACAGGACCUCACUCUGGAGGAAAACCAGGUCAAACAAUACCAUCGUCUGAAGGAGGAGGCCAGUAAACGUGCUGCUACUUUAGCACAGGAGCUGGAGAAGUUCAACCGCGACCAGAAGGCUGACCAGGACCGUCUUGACUUGGAGGAGAGGAAGAAAGUGGAGACAGAAGCCAAAAUCAAACAGAAGAUCCGUGAAAUAGAAGAAAACCAGAAACGCAUUGAGAAAUUAGAGGAUUACAUUACGACCAGCAGGCAGUCGCUUGAUGAGCAGAAACGCAUGGAGGAGGAGCUCACGGAGGAGGUGGAGUCGGCCAAGAGGAGAAUAGAUGAGAUUAACACAGAGCUUAACCAGGUGAUGGAGCAGCUUGGAGACGCCAGAAUCGACAGGCAGGAGAACAGCCGCCAGCAGCGCAAGGCAGAGAUCAUGGAGAGUAUCAAAAGACUCUACCCCGGCUCUGUGUAUGGCCGCCUGAUCGACCUAUGCCAGCCCACGCAGAAGAAGUAUCAGAUUGCUGUGACCAAAGUGUUGGGCAAAAACAUGGACGCCAUCAUCGUUGACUCUGAGAAGACUGGAAGAGAUUGUAUUCAAUACAUCAAGGAGCAGAGAGGAGAGCCUGAGACCUUCCUUCCUCUCGACUACCUUGAGGUGAAACCAACAGAUGAGAAACUGAGAGAGCUGAGAGGAGCCAAACUGGUGAUUGAUGUGAUCCGCUAUGAGCCUCCUCACAUCAAGAAAGCUCUCCAGUACGCUUGUGGCAACGCUCUGGUCUGUGACAAUGUCGAGGAUGCCCGAAGGAUUGCUUUCGGGGGACCUUACAGACACAAGACGGUGGCCCUGGACGGCACGCUGUUCCAGAAAUCUGGAGUCAUCUCUGGAGGAGCCAGCGACCUGAAGGCCAAGGCACGGCGCUGGGAUGAGAAGGCAGUGGACAAGCUGAAAGAGAAGAAAGAAAAACUCACAGAAGAGCUCAAGGAGCAAAUGAAGGCCAAGAGGAAGGAAGCAGAGCUGCGUCAAGUGCAGUCUCAGGCUCAUGGUCUGCAGAUGAGACUCAAGUACUCCCAGAGUGAUCUGGAACAGACAAAAACCCGCCACCUCUCGCUCAACAUGCAGGAGAAAUCUAAGCUAGAGAGUGAACUGGCAAACUUCGGCCCUCGCAUCAACGACAUCAAGAGAAUCGUCACGUCUCGCGAAAGUGAGAUCACUGACCUGCGAGAUCGCAUGAACCUGGUGGAGGAUGAGGUCUUCAUUGAGUUCUGUAAGGAGAUUGGAGUGCGGAACAUCCGAGAGUUCGAGGAGGAGAAGGUGAAGAGGCAGAACGAGAUCGCAAAGAAGCGCCUGGAGUUUGAGACCCAGAAGACCCGUCUGGGUAUCCAGGUAGACUAUGAGAAGAAUCAGUUGAAGGAAGAUCAAGAGAAAGUCAUGAUGUGGGAGCAGACCGUCAAGAAGGACGAGGCUGAAAUAGAGCGACUCAAGAAGGAGGAGCACAGACACAUGAAGAUCAUUGAUGAGACAAUGGCCCAACUGCAGGACCUAAAGAACCAGCAUCUCACCAAGAAAUCUGAAGUCAAUGAUAAGAACCAUGACAUGGAGGAGAUCCGCAAGAAACUGGGUGGUGCCAACAAGGAGUUGACUCAGCUCCAGAAGGAGGUGACGGCUAUUGAGACAAAACUGGAGCAGAAGCGAAGCGACCGUCACAACUUGCUGCAAGCCUGCAAAAUGCAGGACAUCAGGUUGCCUCUACGUUCUGGAACUAUGGAUGAUAUCAGCCAGGGGGAGGGCAGCUCUCAGACAGAGGAGUCGAGCAGCCAGAGGACGUCCAGCACUGUUCUAGCUAAAGAAGCUCUCAUAGAGAUCGACUACAGCAACUUGACUGAAGACCUCAAGGAUGCGCUGUCUGAAGAGGAGAUUAAGGCCGAGACGAACACUCUGCAGCAGCGCCUGAACGAGCAGCAGAGUAUCCUACAAAGGAUCAGUGCACCCAACAUGAAAGCCAUGGAGAAGCUGGAGAGUGUCAGGGACAAGUUCCAGGAGACAAGCGAUGAGUUUGAGGCUGCUCGCAAGAGAGCAAAGAAGGCCAAGCAAGCCUUUGAGCAGAUCAAGAAGGAGCGUUUUGAUCGUUUCAAUAACUGUUUUGAGUCUGUUGCAACAAACAUUGAUGAAAUCUACAAGGCUCUCUCACGCAACAGCAGUGCUCAGGCUUUCCUUGGCCCUGAGAACCCAGAAGAGCCGUAUCUGGAUGGCAUCAACUAUAACUGCGUGGCUCCAGGGAAGAGAUUCAGACCAAUGGACAACUUGUCUGGAGGAGAGAAGACUGUUGCUGCCCUCGCUCUGCUCUUUGCCAUUCACAGCUACAAACCCGCCCCCUUCUUUGUUCUGGAUGAGAUUGACGCCGCUCUGGACAACACUAACAUCGGCAAGGUUGCCAAUUACAUCAAAGAUCAGUCAGUGCAGAACUUCCAGGCAAUCGUCAUCUCCCUGAAGGAGGAAUUCUACACCAAGGCAGACUCACUGAUCGGUGUUUAUCCUGAGCAAGGAGAUUGUGUCAUCAGCAAAGUGUUGACUUUCGACCUCUCUCAGUAUCCUGAUGCCAACCCAAAUCCCAAUGAAUAGGACGAGCACUCCCAGCACUGACAAUUUCACAAGUUGGAAGUUCUCUGUAGUCACAGAUCAUGUAUCAAUUAGGUCCCAUCUUUUAUUUCUUACUGUUUUAUGUUCAUGUACUUUUUUUAUAUAGUAGUGUAGUUAGAUAGGGAGUUAUUUUUGUUUUCCAGUCGUGAGGUGUCCUGCUUUAUAGACAGCAACUACCAGGAUAUAUGUACAUUUAUGUAAGCCAGCCUUUUCUUAAUCUGACCAUACAAAGUGAUUACAACAACCAAGUGACAAUGUGAGGAAAUCCAUCCUUUUUAACAGACUGUAGUAUUUUUAUCAUGCGUCAAAUUGACCUGAAACCAGUUUUUAUACUGUUCGUGGCCCUCUUCUCAGUGAUGUGCUUUAAGCCUUUGCCUGUCCUCUUUUUGUGUGUACUAAACAUGUAUUUGCAUUUUCUUGUGCUCCUUUUUUUUAAAAGCUAAAUCAAGAAACUAUGGUUACAAUAUGGUGGAGACAUUCCUGUUUGUGAUAGUUAAAUGGAACCCCUAGUCAGGCGACGCUAUGAGAUCAUGGAGCUUUGUCAAAGGAAGUCUGCUGAGGGAAUCCAGCUCUAUGAAUUACAAGUCUCUUCAUAUUCCCCGAGUGAAAUUCUGAAUUCUGGUGAAUGGAAAACUCAAUUUAGACUUGUGUGGUUGGUCGGUUUUAUUGGUUGCUUUGCCUCAAUGAAUAAAAAUUGAAUUAUAUAA
This is a messenger RNA of Labrus mixtus (cuckoo wrasse), 4661 nucleotides long. RefSeq names its product structural maintenance of chromosomes 1A (gene smc1a). Gene Ontology annotation, molecular function: ATP binding; ATP hydrolysis activity; DNA binding. Bases 241 to 3936 code for a protein of 1231 amino acids. Gene Ontology annotation, biological process: sister chromatid cohesion. NCBI's taxonomy places the organism in Eukaryota, Metazoa, Chordata, Actinopteri, Labriformes, Labridae. The record is from RefSeq and is a predicted model, not a curated record. The transcript is spliced from 26 exons. Gene Ontology annotation, cellular component: nucleus; chromosome; cohesin complex.